UUUAUGUUACAGUGGAAUUUAUCCGUUAUUUCACUUCGUCUAAACAUCAAAAUGGACACGAAUUUAAAGUUGUAAUAAUUUGAGGUGGACUUCAAAGAGUCAUGGUAUGGCGUGCACUUGUUUCGAAGAGAUGGGGAUGUUUUCCAGGAGCCACAAGGAGUUGGGGAUAAUGGAGGAUGAGGAUGAAGGAACAUGUUUUUGUUGUAAAGAGUUCCUUAGAUUCAUUGUUAUGUUCCUACAAGCAGUAGUUCUGAUUGGGGCCAUAUCAUGUCUGGCUAUUGGAAUCUAUACCCAUGAAGUUGAGUAUGGCAGUAGACAAUUGUCGUCUUUAAUAGGAGCCUCUAUGUACCGGGCUGAUUCUGUGAUGAUGAUUGGUGGAGGAGCUGCAAUCAUUGCUAUAACUAUGUUAGGAUUUAUUGGAGCUUACAGACAACACAAAUGUAUGGUUGGAAUGUAUCUCUGUAUCUUUGUCUUCUUGGCUCUAAUGGUAUUUGCUGCAGGCAUACUUGGAUAUAUAUUUAUAGCACAGUUAGAGGACAAUGUAAGAAAAUCAAUGGAAGAAAGUUUAAAGAAACAUUAUGGAGUGGUAGUAGAUAAGAAGAGAAAAAAUGAUGAUAUAACAAAAUCCUGGGACUCCAUUCAACAAAGUUUUGAAUGCUGUGGAGCUUAUGGUAGUGAGAACUCCUCACAUUCCUGGGCUCUUUACCAGCAGGAAACUUUCUGGUUUAUUGAUAGUUACUCCAAUGGAAGUUUGGUACCAGAAAGCUGCUGUCUUAUAAAAUCUCCUAAAGAUCAACACGAGCUUGACUUGUGUACAGGGAAAACUUCGUCUGAUCCCAACUGGCCACCAACGAAACUACCACCUGUGCUAGAGACACCUCUUAAUUACACUCUCUAUACUACUGGUUGUUAUGACAAGCUGCAUGAUUAUCUUAUAAUGAAUGGCAUAAUGAUUGGGACAGCAGCUAUAGUUGUGGGUGUUUUUAUGAUUGUUUUGCUGACAUUUGGGAUAAUAUUUUAUCGGAACAUGAACUCCUCUUAACAUUGUUGUUGUUCUUACGUCUGUGAUAUGUAGUCUAGUCUAGAAGUACUUAAUCAAGAUAAGCACACUCAGAAUGGUAUAGGAUGGUUUUAUUUCUAACGGAAAUCACAAAGUCUUUUAUUAUGUUUACCCUCUACUAUAUAUGUACAAAGAAGAAAAGAACAGGAGUUUUUAUGACUUAUCUUUUGUAAUAGGCAUCAAUCUUCUUUUAUUAGAGACAUAUGAAUAGUAUUGUAAUAUUUGUACUAGAAUAGUUAUAUUUAGGAUUUUUGUCUGUUAUUAAAUUUUCUUUUGAAUGACAUUUUGGUUACCUGUAGAAAUUUACGCUCUUUCAUGUGAAGAAAAAGCAUAUGGUUCUUACAGUUUUCCUUUAAAAAAAUGUAAAAUAACAUUUAAUUCUAUAACCAUAUAACUUCUUUGAUCAUGGGUAUAUUAGUUUUCUUUUUAUUUCUUAUGAAUCAAGUAAAACUAUAGUUUUCAUGUUAAAAAAAACAUAAAAUCUUACUCAAAUUUUCUUUUUAAGAAAUUUGAAAGCUAAAAGAGGUAUUCUGGAAAUUAAGAAAACUUUUAUAUUCCGUGUGUUGCCAUCACUAUUUCUUCUUAACUUUAAUUCAAGUCAGUAUGAUUUAUCUUGGUUAUGUAAUUUGUAUUUGACAUUCCAUGAAAUUACUUUGUAAAUAGGAAAGGUGUUUUAGUAUUGUUUUUUUUUUACUGAAACAAUUCAGGGAUGGAAAAAAGUACAAGUAUUUUGUUAAACGUUGUUAUAAAUUAACUUCUUGUAUGAGAUUAUUUUUAUGAUGGAAUGAAUUAGUGUAUAUAUUUUUCUAACAAAAUAUUGAUUUGUUAUCUAUGAUGAGCAAAAGAAAUAACAUAAAUAAUUUUAGUAAUAAGUAGGCAUUGCUUAAAGAGAAGGCCCCUUUAGCCGCAGACAUUAUUGUUACAAUAGCUAAGUUGCAUAUUUUUUCUAAAAUAUUGGACUUUUGGGGCAGAAAGUUUGAUUGAGAUAUAAAAAAAAAACACAUCAAAUGUUUAAAAUCUAGUGUCUUAAUGGUUAAAAUGACAUAAAAGAGACAAUAAACAAAAUUCAAUAAGGCAAGGUCCAUGAGAUGUUUUUAUGAUUUUUCUCCUUAACAUUUCCUGUUUACACUCACAUCAUUCACAAUUGCUUUGUUAUUAUUUGCUGCUUUUGUUUAUAACUUUGCUUGAAAAUAUGCUUUUUAUAAAUGUUCACACAUUUUAGUAAAUACUAGUGAAGCUUUAUUAAAUGAGAUAAGUCUUAAUGUUUCAUUCUCUUCUCAAUCAUUGAUAAAUAAUACAGGCAUUUUAAAAUUGUAGACAUAUAUAGUUUAACAUAGCAGCCUGUUAAGUAUGAUGGUAAUUUUAUAUGUUUGUUUCUAUAGUUUGAUACAAUGAAAUCGUUUAUCAGUGAAAUAAUGUAGGAACAUUGUAUUAAAUUUUUGGACCACUACACAAAAUGUUUGUAAAAUUUGAAAACUACAUUUCCUUAAAUAAGACGCAAUUUUAAGAUUUUUUAAAAUUAAUUUGGUAGCAGGUUAUGAGCUUUCUUUAUUGGUGUGUUGAGAUCAGGUAAAAAUGUUGGACUUCUACUUUAUCAAUAAAUUUUUCCUUCAGAAUUUUCUUGAUUUAAAUUUUGUUUAUAGACAGUAAGUAGCAAUUAUCCAAGAUAAAACUAUUGUGUUAUCAUGUAAAUAGUAUGUAAAUAUAUGAAUGGCAUUAAAUAUUAUCUAUUGUAUUGGAAAUAAAAAGGCAGAGUCUCAGCUACAGUCUCAUAGAAAGGCAAUAUCUCUGAGAUUAGAUGUAGCCAAGUAUUAUCCUUGAGAUGAAAGGCAAUAUCUUGGAGAAGAGAUGUAUCCGAGCAACAUCCUUGAGAUGAAAGACCAAAGUUUAUAGGUUUUUCCCUAUUUUCUUAGGCAAUGUGAAUGUUGUUGGCCAGUCAUAGUAAAAUAUUUAAAAAAUUAUUGAUAAUAACAAUUCUAUUUUAGCAUAGAUUAUUGAAAAUAUUAAAACUGUUACCAAAUAUAUAUGUUUGAUAGAAUAUAGCAGUGCUGUAUAAGAUAGGUAUCUAUUUUAACUUAAUUGAAAUAAGGAUGGAUGAUUUUCAUUGAAAGCAGGUUCUUUCAAUUGCUCAAGAAUAAAGAGAUGAGUUGUGUUAUGAAACAUGUUAAAAAAAGUAUUAUGCAUUCCAUAAUUAUUGAUUACAUAUCUAUUUAAUAUAAACAUAUCAAAGAUAAAAUAUAUUUGCUGACUUUGUAUAUAUUUUAAUUAAAAAAUAUAAAGAAAUGAAUUACUUGAUUUUUAUCCCUUUCAAUUACACUUAUCAGUUUAUUUCAUUUAUGCAGUUUUUUUGGCUUUAUAAAUUUGUAUUUAAGCUUUGUGAGGUGGGGCUGUUGUCAAGUUCUUGCAUAGGCUAUGAAGCCUAUCUGAAAUUCAUGAUUUUUUUAAUUUUGAAAUAUAAGAAUGAUGAUUAUUUAUAACAUGUGCAUUCUUACUUUCGCUUUAAAAUAUAUGAAUUGAUUUUCUUGUUGCAAUGUGUAAAAAAGGUUAGCCUUUACAGUGUGUAAUAUAUUUUCUUGUGUUUUAAUUGAAAUUUAAAACUGUUUAUCUUUUUAUCACUAAAAAUAAUUAUUGACAUCAUAUAACCUGAUAAUACUCGGUGGUUAUAUUUUACAAUAAUUCAAUUUUCCUUAAAUGUGUUGAUAAUAUGUAUCGAUCUUGUUGCCCUGAAUAUGGAUGAAAUAAUUGUUGCUGGAGGUUAAACAAGCAACAAUCGAUUGAACCUGGUAAGGAAUAAAAGAUUAAAA
Mytilus trossulus (common blue mussel) is the source of this 3864-nucleotide messenger RNA. Its product is annotated as tetraspanin-18B-like. The coding region runs from base 107 to 1042 and encodes 311 amino acids. The transcript is spliced from 9 exons. Lineage: Eukaryota; Metazoa; Mollusca; Bivalvia; Mytilida; Mytilidae. The record is from RefSeq and is a predicted model, not a curated record. Gene Ontology annotation, cellular component: plasma membrane.